AUGCAGAAAAAGGAGAAAAGUUUUGGUAUACAAAUGCUCUCAGUCCAGCCAGACACCAAGCCGAAAGGUUGUGCUGGCUGCAACCGUAAGAUUAAAGACCGAUAUCUUCUAAAGGCCCUGGACAAAUAUUGGCAUGAAGACUGCCUGAAAUGUGCCUGCUGUGACUGUCGCCUGGGGGAGGUGGGCUCUACCUUGUACACCAAAGCCAACCUUAUCCUUUGUCGCAGAGACUAUCUGAGGUUAUUUGGCGUUACAGGAAACUGUGCUGCCUGCAGUAAGCUCAUACCUGCUUUUGAGAUGGUGAUGAGAGCGAAGGACAAUGUUUAUCACCUGGACUGUUUUGCAUGUCAGCUUUGUAAUCAGAGAUUUUGUGUGGGAGACAAAUUUUUCCUGAAGAACAACAUGAUUCUGUGCCAGACAGACUAUGAGGAGGGUUUAAUGAAAGAAGGUUAUGCACCCCAGGUUCGCUGAUCGGAUGCCACAUCAUUAAGAAUAAAAAGCACUAUGUUCUUUUAUCUUUUUUGCUCAACAUGUAUAUAAGAAAUGACACAGGAACCUACUGAAUAGCAUAGAUAUAGGGAGACAGAAUGGUUGCGUGAAAUAAAAGGCGGACUGCAUCUGUAUGUAGUGAAAAUUGCUCCAGUUCAGAGUUGAAUGUUAAUUAAAAAGGUACUGUAUAUACAGCUGGAUUCUUUUUGCUUGCUCUUGGGAUUUUCAGUUUGGGGUUUUUUUUGUUUCUUUUUGUGUCAUUUGGCAUGAGAUGUUUAUUUUGGACUAUUGUACAUAAUGUAUUGUAAUAUUUGAAGCACAAAUGUAAUACAGUUUUAUUGUGUUACCAUUUGUGUUCCUGUUUGCUUCUUUGUAUUGUUGCAUUUAGUACAAUCAGUGUCUAAACUUACUGUAUAUUUAUGCUUUCUGUAUCUACCAGCUAUUUUAAAUGAGCUGUAUCUUUCUAGUAAAAAGCAUUAAAGAGCAAAUCCCAACCAUUAUGCUACA
Poecile atricapillus (Black-capped chickadee) is the source of this 996-nucleotide messenger RNA. RefSeq names its product LIM domain only 3 (gene LMO3). Gene Ontology annotation, cellular component: nucleus. Lineage: Eukaryota; Metazoa; Chordata; Aves; Passeriformes; Paridae. The record is from RefSeq and is a predicted model, not a curated record. Gene Ontology annotation, molecular function: DNA-binding transcription factor binding; transcription coactivator activity. The coding region runs from base 1 to 471 and encodes 156 amino acids. The transcript is spliced from 4 exons. Gene Ontology annotation, biological process: positive regulation of transcription by RNA polymerase II.